CAUAAUGAAGGUGCUCGCGGUCCUGCUUCUGGGGGUGAUUGCCUCCGCCUCGGCUCUCGAGAAGCCGGUCUUCUGGAAGGAUGUGCCUGUGGGCAAGGCCUCGAUCGAGGGACGCAUCACCAUGGGCUAUCCGGCCUACGAGGGCAAGGUGCCCUACCAGGUGGGCUUGGGAUUCACCAAGAACGGCGGCGGCACUUGGUGCGGCGGCUCCAUCAUUGGCCACACCUGGGUGAUGACGGCCAAGCACUGUACCGACGGCAUGGAGGCAGUGACCAUCUACUACGGAGCCCUGUGGCGUCUGGAACCCCAGUAUACCCACUGGGUGAGCCGCAACGACUUUAUCGAGCACGGAUCCGGUGACAUCUCGCUGAUCCGCACCCCACAUGUGGACUUCUGGUCGCUGGUCAACAAGGUGGAGCUGCCCAGCUUCAACGAUCGCUAUAACAACUACCAGGGCUGGUGGGCUCUUGUCUCCGGCUGGGGUAAGACCUCGGAUGAGGGUGGUGUCUCUGAGUACCUGAACUGUGUGGAUGUCCAGAUUGGCGAGAACUCUGUGUGCGAGAACUACUAUGGCAGCUUUUCUGGUGACCUCAUCUGCAUCCCGACGCCCGAAAACAAGGGCACCUGCAGCGGCGACUCUGGUGGUCCUCUGGUCCUCCACGACGGUGCUCGCCAGGUGGGCAUUGUCUCGUUUGGUUCCUCCGCCGGCUGCCUGUCGAAUGGUCCCAAGGGAAUGGUGCGUGUCACUAGCUACUUGGACUGGAUCCGCGAUCACACUGGAAUUGCUUACUAAGCGGGAUUUUAAAUAAACUUUUGAUAUGAAAUUUGAA
Messenger RNA from Drosophila kikkawai, 830 nucleotides. RefSeq names its product Jonah 65Ai (gene Jon65Ai). Gene Ontology annotation, molecular function: serine-type endopeptidase activity. NCBI's taxonomy places the organism in Eukaryota, Metazoa, Arthropoda, Insecta, Diptera, Drosophilidae. The record is from RefSeq and is a predicted model, not a curated record. Gene Ontology annotation, biological process: proteolysis.